Messenger RNA from Entrophospora sp. SA101, 840 nucleotides. The record is from the annotation of a GenBank genome assembly. NCBI's taxonomy places the organism in Eukaryota, Fungi, Glomeromycota, Glomeromycetes, Entrophosporales, Entrophosporaceae.
AUGUCCACUGAACUAGAUUUGUCAAUUAAGUCAUAUUUUGAGAGUACACCCGUUUUAUUAUGGUCAUAUUUGGGUUUUCUAAAGACAUUAAAAUCUUAUUGCAUCUCGGAAGAACAUUCGAUGGACGAUCUAAAAUCCAUUUGGAGGAAGCGAUAUAUAAACUUUCUAAGUGACUUUCUUGCUAAGAAAGAACACGAUGGGGACAUCAAAAGGCGUGUAACUCUUCUGAUUCGACAGGAUGUUUUCGAUAAGAAAUCACAGAUAGAAGUGUUGGAUGUGCUCUGUAUUUCUCGUAGUCAGAAAUCUAAUGAGUAUGUUAAUAAAGUAAAUUCACACCUACUGGAACAAGCUGAGAUAUCAAGAAGGGAAGAAGUGAUGGAAACGAUUCCUCAAACAAUAAUGCAAUCUAAUAGCAAGGAUGAUAAUUUAUUUCUCGAUGAUGAAAUUAAUGAUGUGUCAGCUGAAGUCCAACAGUUCAUUGCGAAAAUGAAGAGAGUGGAGCACCGUCUUUUUGAUUAUCAUAUUAUCAACCUUUCUGAGCGGAAUCAAAUGGACCCAGUUAACAAAAUCUUUACAGACAAUGAGAAGAAAAUGAUGAGACAAUUCUGGGAAAUUGGUGAACCAUCGGCUGAGGAGAAAUUAAACACUGUACGUCGAUCUAAAUGGGGCAGCAUAAAACAACUCAUUAAUAAAUAUACAUCUGCAGUUAAGCUUGGAUUGAUUUUUGACGAAGAAGAAUUGCCAGCAGAGACUAUUUUUGAAAGGCUAUUUGAAGGAAAGCUUGUAUUUAGGACUCAUUAUGACAUGUUGUGGAUUCAGGAUGUUUAUAAGCGAUUGUAG